ACGUAGCCUUGCACAGAGCUCCCACACUCGCAGCUACCUCCCCCUCCCAACUGUUAUGAAACUCUCUCAGCAGCGCGUUUUGUAACCUUCCACAGAGCCGUCCAACCAAGCAGAAGUGUCCCCUGUGGUCAUGUGACUUGCUCGCUUUGCGCAGCGGCUGAGUUUAUGUAACAAGGAGAGGGGCAGACGGCUUUCCCUGACGGAAUGCUGCCACUGUAGUACAGAGUCGGGAGUUGUGGGGGUGGCUGCUCCAGAACCAUGUCGUCCCCCGCCGUGCGAGAUGGGAUACCGUGGCUCAGGGAACUGCUGGACUCUCACUCGCCGUCCAACCCGCGGCCCAGGCAGCUCGGAGCGUUGCUGGAGUACCUAGUGCAAAAGUACAGCUCCUGGGCUGCCGGAGGGACGGUCAGUAGGCUUGAGGAGGGCACUUUCCCAUUAAGCUGCCCGGGCUGCGGAGGAUUUCUCAGGGAGCCAGUGAGCACUCAGUGCGGCCACACGUACUGCCGCUGCUGCUUGAGGGGAGAGCCCAGGAGCCGGUGCCGGCUGUGCCGGGAGGAUAUGGGCCGAUCUCCCCGUAGGACCUGUGUGUUGCUUCAGCAGCUGGCGGACAAAUGGUUCCCACCGCUCCUGGGGACUAAAAGUGACCGGGAUGACGAGGUCCGUCAGCUGCUGGGAGCCGGGGCAUAUGCGGAGGCACUGCACUCUGUGGAGAGGUUUAUGGAGACAGAUCCAGAUGAUUUAAUGCUACAUGUUUACAGAGCCGACUCGUAUGCUGGCCUAUGUGAAUUUGGGAAGGCUCAUGAUGAUCUAGACUUUGUCCUUUCUAUGCAAAACAACUGGCCAGAGGUGUAUUAUAAGAAAGCCAAAAUACUUCAGGACAGCAGACAUAUGUAUGAAUCCCUGACAUUUUAUCUGAAAACCCUGGCUCUAGACGAAACCUAUGAACCAGCUAGGUCUGAGGUUGAAAAGAUUCUCAGUGACUUCCUAUCUCCUGCUCAAGACACAGUAGAAGGUAUCCUGAAGGAUCUGGAAAGGACCUCCUUACCAAACAGUCAGUUGAAACCUUUUGUGCUGGGGGCUGAUAAAGAAGAUGUUGCCUAUGAUUUGCAAAAUUCGGAGCAGCAUGAAGAGGUGCCAGAAACAGCAAAGAAUUUUAGUAGAAGCAGUCUCCACAGAACAUCUUCUGCACAUACAAUUCGCUCUGAGCCUCGCACUGAAGAUGAAAGCUUAAAAAGGGUGACCUCUGAACCUUUGCUAAGGAGCCAGGAAACGGGAGUUCUACUGAAAAGGAAAUUUUCCUUUUCUGAGCAAGAUGCAAGUGUAUGUGAGGAUGGAAGGAAAAAACAGAUUAAGCAGGGAGAACCCUCACAACUUGUGUUUCAUGGAAAAUCUAUUUCUGACACACUUAUUGAUGUUGUUGACUUUGAGUGUUCCCUAUGUAUGAGACUGUUCUAUGAACCAGUGACCACACCAUGCGGACAUACAUUUUGCAAGAAGUGCUUAGAACGUUGUUUAGAUCAUACGCCGCAUUGCCCCUUAUGCAAAGAAAGCUUAAGCGAGUUCUUGGCAAAAAGAAGCUACAAUGUGACGCACCUCUUGGAGUAUCUGAUUAAAAUAUAUCUCCCCGAAGAGCUCUUGGAAAGGAAAAGGGUUCAUGAAGAAGAAACUGCAGAAUUCUCAAACCUAACAAAGAAUGUGCCAAUUUUUGUCUGUACAAUGUCUUACCCUACUGUGCCUUGUCCACUUCACGUGUUCGAGCCUCGUUAUCGACUGAUGAUCCGAAGAUGUAUGGAAACGGGUACAAAACAAUUUGGGAUGUGCAUAAGUGAUCCAGAAAAUAGUUUUGCAGACUAUGGUUGUAUGCUGCAAAUUAGAAAUGUUCAUUUCCUGCCUGAUGGACGUUCUGUGGUGGAUACAGUUGGUGGAAAAAGAUUUCGGGUCUUGACUAGGGGAAUGAGAGAUGGUUAUUGUACUGCUGAUAUUGAAUACUUGUCAGAUAUUCAGGUUAAUCUGGAAGAAUUUCAGCAACUCAAGGAGCUUCAUGAUGCUGUGCAUGCACAAGCCUGCCGCUGGUUUCAGAAUUUGCGCAACAGGUUCCGCAGUCAGAUACUACAUCACUUUGGAGCAAUGCCAGAAACUGGGGCAGACAUACAGGCAGUCCCAAAUGGACCAGCUUGGUGCUGGUGGCUUCUUGCAGUUUUACCUGUGGAUCCUAGGUAUCAACUGUCAGUACUGUCUAUGAUGUCACUAAAAGAGCGUCUGCUGAAACUCCAGCACAUCCUCACCUGCUUUUCUAGAGACCAGUCCAAAUGACUAGCCGCCUGGAGUGCCCUUAAAAGUUAUCCAGCCCUGACUGUGAUCACAGCUGUGCUUUUCGCUGUCUUUGCACAUUUAAUCUUGGUAUAAAUUAAAUUUCUUUCGGAUUUAUGGAUCUCAUAAGUAACAGAUUGUUUAAUGCAGACUCAUUGGAUGGCUUGUGUGUUACAGUAACACACUGCACUAUGUUAAAAGUUUUUUGGGUUGGUAAAUUUGCUUUAUUUUGAACUUAAGGCUUCCAGGUGUAUACUGUUCUGCUGGGGACAAGGUAUACACAUUUUUCCAUUAAGAAGUCCACACAAAUUAUUUAUUAAAUGUUGCUUUGCUUUAGUUUAAACUUUCCAGUGAAAUUAUUACUUAUUGCUAUGUCCACACAUUGUGGGAUUGAUUGACCGUUACAUGUUAAAUUGUGCCUUUGGAAAACGGAGAUGGGCUAUCGGCUAUAGAUCUGAAUUUGGCAGCCUAGGUACAGUGAAAGUGACCUGCCUAGGACUUGCAAGUUUGAAACUGGCAAUUUAGCCAUUUAAAUGGGAAGCCUUUUAUAGUGACUGACAGCUGUAGACCUCAGACUUUUAAACCUUAACUUUUGAACAUAGAUGUCCUUGUCCAUCUAUCUGUUAUUUGAUUGGACAUUCCUCAUGAUUUAAGGCUCCCAUAAUACCUUCUGACAGCUCUGUUAAACUGCAGCUUUGCUUGUGUAGGCCUGUUAUAUUGCGUGUGUCCAACGCUUAAUUACAUGUGAUCUAUCUGCAGUAAUUAGCGUACCGCACAUCUUUCUUCCUUAAAAAAAGUAUUGUAAUUCAUUCUUAAAGGGGUAGCAGCAUAAUUUCAGACAUAAACAGUGACUCUGAUCCUUUCACAACUGUCAGGCAUUGUUAGUAAAACGCUUACCUUCCUCUACUGCCAAUGAAACUAUAAUUGAUUUCAUGGCCACUACUAUAUCCUCUCUAUUUUUCCCAUUUCCUUAGCUUUUUUCUGUUGCAGGUUCAUCAGUAAAUCAUUGACCUGCCCCCAUCCCUGCUACUAAAUAGUGUAUUUUGCAGCACAAGUGUGAUUGGACAACAGUUCUUUCAGGCAUGAAGUCAGGUUGAUAAGAACCAUACAGUUGAGGUGUUUUGGAGAAACUGGUGGUAAUGUUAAAAGUGAUUUGUGGCAUAAUGAGUAUGAACGUACAAACCUUUGCAUUCCUUAAAUUAACCAGUUACAGGGAUUUAUUUCUAAUCUCAACCUCAAGUGAAUUAAACAGUUACACAUUAUUUUAUGUUUGUCCUAGAGGACAAGAAACUUUUGGAAAAUGCAGUAGUUUGAGCUUCUUUUUGCUGGCUGCCAUGCCGCCAUCUUUUCCCAGCUUUCCUUUUAUCCACUGGUUGCUGUGGACAAGCGCAUAUAUUUCUGCAUGAAACCUUAUAGAAUUGCCACAGGGUUAUUCCUGGGAGGUUAGAAAAAGUUAGUAGAGUGACAUACAGCUUAAACUACACUGGUAGGCAUCCCCGACUGUUUCUAGUCGCUAGUAGUUAAUAGCUAGGCACCCCCCAGAGACUUCUUUUCCUUUAAUCCAUUGAAACAGAACAUUUUCAUCAGCAUCUCAGCAUUUAUUCCUGGUUUGAUUCCUUAUAUUAACAUUAGCAUCCUUUGCCCACUCUGCAGUCAGUAAGUAAAUAAUAUACUUUCUGAUUUGAUCAUAUUCCCCAUUUGCCUGACUGUUCAACAACAGUAGGAGGGAUCUGUCUUGUAAUCUUGAGAUGCCCAUUAUCAGUUCUGUCCAUAUAUAAUGAAGGUACCUGUUGUAAAGUGUUUAUGCUGUGUGCUCUAUGAGCCCUUUGUGCAAUAUAAAAUGCAUUUGCUGGAUCUGACUGCACACAGACAGCUGUAAGCCUUAUCCAUUGCCCGUGGGAGAAGAAAGCAUUGUGGUGGCUUUUAAAGCAGCCAAAUUUAAAGAAAGACAAAUCUCCAUAUCACAAUCCUUAAAAUGCUACUGUGAAAUAUUUUGUAUGUAACCUGUAUAUAACAUGUAAAUCUUGUAAUAUGCAAAAGUAAUUUAAGUCAUGCAUUAUAUGUUUUCAUAUUUUAUUUUAUACAAGUAAACUAUAAAAGAAACAAUAUACAA
Xenopus tropicalis (tropical clawed frog) is the source of this 4423-nucleotide messenger RNA. It is a transcript of the gene lonrf1, whose product is annotated as LON peptidase N-terminal domain and ring finger 1. The coding region runs from base 259 to 2313 and encodes 684 amino acids. The record is from RefSeq and is a predicted model, not a curated record. NCBI's taxonomy places the organism in Eukaryota, Metazoa, Chordata, Amphibia, Anura, Pipidae. The transcript is spliced from 12 exons.